CGGCGGACAGUGCGCACUCCCGGGGCACCGCCGCUCAGUGAUGCGUCUCGUUCUCACUCAACGUAUUCUUUUUUCGGCGAGACGGACAUGAAUUCCUGUGGUGACAACUACUCCACCGGCUGAGACCGUCCACACCGCGAAUAACCGGAGCAGACAGUCCGCACGUCCGUCCCUCUCCCCCCGGCCGCAUUCCGCUCCUUAUCUCCGGUGUCGGGUAUCCUAAUGGCGGACCCGACCGAACCGGCCCCGGGCGGCAUGGACCGGCAGCGGCGGCAGCGGCAGCAAGAGGAGGAAGAGGAGGAGGAGGAGGAGGAGACGACGGAGCGGAUAAACGACGCAGAGCUCGCUCUGAAAGGCAUCAACAUGCUGCUGAACAACGGCUUCAGGGAGAGCGACGAGCUGUUCAGAGCCUACAGGAACCACAGUCCUCUGAUGAGUUUCGGGGCCAGUUUUGUCAGUUUUUUGAACGCCAUGAUGACGUUUGAAGAGGAAAAAAUGCAGAUGGCCUUCGAGGACCUGAAGGCUACAGAGAGACUGUGUGAGAGCGAAAACACAGGCGUCAUUGAAACCAUCAAGAACAAGAUCAAACGCAGCACGGACUCGCAGAGGUCAGGGGUGGCAGCCGUGGACCGGCUCCAGAGGCAGAUCAUCAUCGCGGACUGCCAGGUUUACCUUGCAGUGCUUUCUUUCAUCAAACAAGAGCUGUCAGAGAAAACCCUGAUCACUGACCUGCCCCUUGCUUCCCUGCCAGCAUAUAUCAAAGGAGGCUGGAUCCUCCGAAAGGCCUGGAAGAUGUACAACAAAUGCUACAACGACAUCACACAUCUGCAGGAGGGCUCCAGGAGGAGGGCGUCCCAGCAGCCCGCCCCGUCCUCGUCCUCGUCUUCGUCCUCGGCCCCCGACCGCAGCCGCUCGUCCUCGCCCGGGCCGAGCCCGUCCCAGAGGCCGGACGGCGUCUGCCCCGAGGCUCUGGACCGCCUGAAGGGCUCGGUCAGCUUCGGCUACGGCCUGUUCCACCUCUGCAUCUCCAUGGUGCCGCCGCAUCUGCUGAAGAUCGUCAACCUGCUGGGCUUCCCCGGGGACCGGCUGCAGGGCCUGUCGGCGCUGACGUACGCCAGCGAAAGUAAGGACAUGAAGGCCCCCUUAGCUACCCUGGCGCUGCUGUGGUACCACACCGUCGUGCAGCCCUUCUUCGCCCUGGACGGCGCAGACACACAAGCAGGCCUGAUCGAAGCCAAAUCCAUCCUCAAGCAGCGGGAGACCGCCUACCCACGCUCCUCCCUCUUCAUGUUUUUUAAAGGCAGAGUCCAGCGCCUUGAGUGCCAGAUCAGCAGUGCCUUGACGUCCUUCAGCGAAGCCUUAGAGCUGGCCUCCGACCAGAGGGAGCUCCAGCACGUGUGUUUAUACGAGAUCGGCUGGUGCAGCAUGAUCGAGCUGAACUAUGGAGACGCCUACAGGGCGUUCCAGCGGCUGAAGGCCGAAUCUCGCUGGUCCCAGUGCUACUAUGCCUAUUUAACCGGAGCUUGUCAGGGAGCCAUGGGGGAUCUCAACGGAGCGGUCUCUGUCUUCAAGGACGUUCAAAAACUUUUCAAGCGGAGGAAUAAUCAGAUCGAGGUGUUUUCUGUGAAGAGGGCUGAGAAGCUGCGGAGUCCCUGUCUGACCCAGGAGCUCUGCGUUCUGUCCGUGAUCGAGAUUCUUUAUCUGUGGAAAGCUUUACCCAACUGCUCCACCGCCAAGCUGCAGGCCAUGGCACGAGUCCUGCAGGGGAUCGAGGACGCCUCCAGUGCCGGCCUGAAGAACCUGCUGCUCGGUGCCAUCAACAAAAGUCUCCAAAAUACCAAAGAAGCCGUUCAGUAUUUCCAGCUGGCUGCGGGGGACGAGGUGGGCCGACUCACCAACUCGUACGUGCAGCCGUACUCGUGCUACGAGCUGGGCUGCGUGCUGCUCGGCUCCCCCGAGUCUGCAGGGAAAGGCCGGGCGCUGAUGCUCCAGGCGAAGGAGGACUUUGCCGGCUACGACUUUGAGAACCGACUCCACGUCCGAAUCCACUCGGCUCUCGCCUCCAUGCGAGCCGCAGCUCAGCCCUGAUGGAGGAGACGCCACAAAACACCCGUCUGGGUUGAUUUCUCUUCUUUUUUUUUUUUUCUUUUUUUUAUAUGUAUACAUUUUGAGCCAACACUUAAAAAUCAUGAGCGAGAGAACAGCUCCAAGAAGUGUCAGCUCUUUUCAGAGCAUGAAUUUGUUUUGUAUAGUUUACAUUUGGACUCUUUUGAAACUGAAACGCUCGUCUGCGAGGCGAAUGUAGAAGCAGAAUGACGCGUUUGUGUGUUGACGCCAAAUCAGUCUGUGUGCUUUUUUGAAAAUCUUGCAUUCAGAUGCGCACCUUCAAGGACCUGUAGGCUGGGUUUUCUUUGCCCUCAGUUUAGACUUGCAGCUUCCUUCUCGUCAUGCUGGAGCUCACUGACUUGAAAUCCCCGAACAGCUCUGUGGCCGUACUCCAUGGCGAUUUACAAGACAUGACUGAACCUGUAUGUCGGGAAGCAUGACCGACGUGAGCCUGCAAGCUUGCACUUAGGGCAAAAAAAAAAAGCCUUUUUUGAAACAUUGUCUUUUAUAUUUAGAAAGUAGCAGAAUCCACUGAUAAAGAGAUGGUUCACAGACAUUUACAGGUCUUCGUAGGUUUGCACAAAUCAGUGUUCAUGCGUUAAACAUGCACGGAUUGGCACAAAUUCAACCACACGCGCAAUUUCGCUGCUGUAUUGGCCUCGUAUUGACAGAGGUUGUUCAGGUGUGCUGCUCUCACCGGGGAUUCCAUGUUUCCUCACCCUCGUCUCACCAGGCCAGGUUUCGCACAGUAAAGGCACAAAUCGAGUACGGAGACGGAACGACCUCGGAGUUAUUUUAGCUUUGUAUUUUCUUUUUAAAAGUUGUUUCUAUUAGUGUAAAUACGUCUUCAAAAACAAGUUUUAAUAAACGAGCAAACACUGUUCCACCUCUGAGUGGCCUAAACAUA
This is a messenger RNA of Salarias fasciatus (jewelled blenny), 3013 nucleotides long. RefSeq names its product tetratricopeptide repeat protein 39C-like. Gene Ontology annotation, molecular function: protein binding. The coding region runs from base 223 to 2088 and encodes 621 amino acids. The record is from RefSeq and is a predicted model, not a curated record. Gene Ontology annotation, biological process: otolith morphogenesis; cilium assembly. The transcript has 14 exons. NCBI's taxonomy places the organism in Eukaryota, Metazoa, Chordata, Actinopteri, Blenniiformes, Blenniidae.